CACACGUCUGUCGCAGCACAGAACUUAUGUGCUUUUGGCAAGAUCAACACAUUCUUCCAGACUGGACAACUGCCCGGCACAGAUAACUAUUGCCCUUUGGAAGCUGGGCCAUGGAAUAUCACGUUGCCUGGACCGCUGAGUUCGUUUAAUGACAAGCGAGAUAUCAAGGAGAGCCUUGUAAAGUUGAAAGCUUAG
Molecule: messenger RNA, 195 nt
Organism: Mollisia scopiformis
Lineage: Eukaryota; Fungi; Ascomycota; Leotiomycetes; Helotiales; Mollisiaceae
Exons: 1
Source: RefSeq, a predicted model, not a curated record